UUCGGUAAACACCGAACCUAACCAGUUCUCUCGUGCUUUCGUGGAGAGCAGGAGGCAAAGAUGUCGGAACGGAAAGUUUUAAACAAAUACUACCCUCCUGACUUCGACCCGUCGAAGAUCCCCAAACUCAAGCUCCCCAAAGACCGGCAGUACGUGGUACGGUUGAUGGCCCCUUUCAACAUGAGGUGUAAGACAUGCGGAGAGUACAUCUACAAGGGCAAGAAGUUCAACGCGCGCAAAGAGACGGUGCAGAACGAGGCCUACCUGGGCCUGCCCAUCUUCCGCUUCUACAUUAAGUGCACGCGCUGCCUGGCGGAGAUCACCUUCAAGACAGACCCUGAAAACACAGAUUACACCAUGGAGCACGGAGCCACCCGGAACUUCCAGGCUGAGAAGCUCUUGGAGGAGGAGGAGAAGAGGGUGCAGAAGGAGCGGGAGGAUGAGGAGCUGAACAACCCCAUGAAGGUGCUGGAGAACCGAACCAAGGACUCCAAGCUGGAGAUGGAGGUUCUGGAGAACCUUCAGGAGCUCAAGGACCUGAACCAGCGGCAGGCCCACGUGGACUUUGAGGCCAUGCUGCGGCAACAUCGCCUGUCAGAGGAGGAGCGGCAGAAGCAGGAGCAGGAGGAGGACGAGAGGGAGACGGCGGCCUUGGUGGAAGAAACCAGGAAACGGAGACUGCUGGAAGACUCUGACUCUGAGGAGGAUGCUCCCGUUCCUGCCCCACCCCGCUCGGUCCUCCGGCCGAACCCCACGGCUAUCCUGGACGAGACCCCAAAGGCCAAGAGGAAGGUGGAGAGUUGGGAGCGGAGUGUCGGCACCCUUGGCAGCAGGCCCCAACUCUUGGGCCUGGUUGUGGUGAAGAAAACAGCGCUGAAUGGCAGCACCCAGCAGGGCCAGGCAGCUCCCACCCCAGGCUCCAUGAAGAGUGAUCAGGUGGCAGACCCCGCCCCCCAGAACCCGGGCGCGUCCUCCCUAAGCCAGCUGGGUGCUUAUUCAGACAGUGAAGACAGCAGUGGCAGCAACUGAGCCCACCCUCGCCUGGGAUGCUGGGGCAGGACUCACAUGUGGGGCCCAGCUGGCAGUCGGGGUUCAAGGCCUGGCACAGAGCUGCAAAGGACACAUGAGGACUCCAGCCACGCCACGGGGCUUGGUUUCCCUCCUGUCCCCUCAGGAACCUUGGGGUCCCUCGUUCAUGGUGCCUCACGUUCAGGUCCCCAGAGCAGUUCUGAGUUUCCAGCAUACUUGGUCCUCGUCAGGCCGCAGGCGUCACCGCGUCACGGACAUGUGAAUGAGCCGCCCACCCUAACGGGCUCCAGCCUCAGCCGGAGUCUGAGGAGGGAGCCCCAGAACUGUGGCACGGAGUCUCUGAUUUCUGACGCCCAGAAACUGUCACAAACGCUGUUAGUACUUGUGGCUGGGAACAGCUCCUUCAUGGCGGAACAGCUCCUUCACGGCCAUGAGUAAAUAACUCAUGCGGUCACGGGACCCGUACAUCUGACAGCCGUGCUCCUGCUCUCAGGGUCUUUGGGUGUUGGCCCUGUACAGCUGCUGGCGUCACUUACCGGUGGGAACUCAUUCUGAGAAAUGGGUGGCCAGGAGAUUUCCUCAUCGUGCACGGUCACAGAGGUCCGGCCUGUCAUGACCUCGUGUGCAUGGUUUGUCGCCGCCAUGCGCAGGGUCGGAUGUGUGAUUGUGCCGUCCCUUCCGCCCCCCUGUGCCCCGGUGUUUUCUAGGCUGCAGCGUGUGCCCCCCAGGCCCCGCGAUCCGCCCCCUCCUCUCCUGCCUCAGCCCCCUCACCUACGCGCUUCCAUUUGGCGUUUGCGACCCAGGCUUUGUGUCUGUCACAGUCAGUGUUUAGGAGAUGAAAGCCCCUGCGUUGGGACUCUGCUUUCUGGAGGCAUCCUCUGCUAGGGGAGCACCGAUGAACCUACCUGAGAGGGUCUAGGCAGACGGGGGGGCCUCCCACAGUGGCCCCUUGACCGGGAGGAGAGGACCUGAGGUCUCUGGCUUGGCAGCCGACAGCAGUGGGCCCAGGUCGGCUCAUGCUGCCAGCUGGGAGGCUGAGGCAGGCACAUAGCUCUUGCCGGUACAAACGACAGCAUUGGACUUGCGGCUUAAAUGGGCGCAGCAGGCGUGUUUACACCGCGGGAAUUGGCAGGCGUGACGAGUGAUUCUCCUCGCCAAGGUGCCGGUGGUUAAACUGGUAGCGGCACAGCUUAGCUGACUGUCCCAAACUCAGCACCAGGCACGUGCCUGCAGUAAGCCCCACUGAGAGUCAGUCGGUUAAAAUAAAUCAUCAGCUUAGGUAGCUGUGAAAAAAGAUGGGGAGCUUGGGCCUCUGUCCACUGUGUUGGCUCUUCCAGAGUGUUUCCUCUGAAGUUCUUGCCAUGGGGUGCACCUGUUCCUUUUACUGACUUAACGUUAACCCAGCUUCGUUCUAAAAUGCGGGUUAGCAGACAGGUCCGCGGGCCCAAGCUGCUCCCUGGCCUGUGUUUGUAAAUAAAGUUUUAUUGGCACAUCGCUGUGCUCACAGGCAUUUCAUCUGCGGCAACAGUGGAGU
Messenger RNA from Condylura cristata (star-nosed mole), 2563 nucleotides. It is a transcript of the gene YJU2, whose product is annotated as coiled-coil domain containing 94. The record is from RefSeq and is a predicted model, not a curated record. NCBI's taxonomy places the organism in Eukaryota, Metazoa, Chordata, Mammalia, Eulipotyphla, Talpidae. Gene Ontology annotation, biological process: mRNA splicing, via spliceosome. Gene Ontology annotation, cellular component: U2-type catalytic step 1 spliceosome. The coding region runs from base 61 to 1029 and encodes 322 amino acids. The transcript has 8 exons.